Danaus chrysippus (African queen) is the source of this 573-nucleotide messenger RNA. The record is from the annotation of a GenBank genome assembly. NCBI's taxonomy places the organism in Eukaryota, Metazoa, Arthropoda, Insecta, Lepidoptera, Nymphalidae.
AUGGUGAGAAGCAAGAAAUGUCAAGCGGUCAGCGAAGCUGAUGUCCGCCGUGAUCAAACCUUUCCUGUUCUUUCGAGUGCUUCCAAUGCUAGAUUGAGAGUUCGACGUGGAUCGAGUUUGACCGAUUUGGAUAAGCUUCGGUGUAGUUUAGGUUCCAGUGGGGGUGGGUCUAUUGGGGAUCUGAUGAAUAUGUUCAGUGGUAGUGCAAAUUCCAUCGGAAGUGAUACAUUAGUGGCAAGAACAGUUCCGUUAGAGACUGUACGGCGUAGUAUACCACCUAUGUCUACGCCACCACCACUUCCGACGGCAUCACCACUUCCGCCACCAUCACCACUUAUACACACGUCUAGACCAGUCGGCCCUUUGACGAUGGCACAAAGAACUUUGCGUUUCAGUAGAUUACUUAAAUAUCAGCCUUGUUCAAGUGAUGUUGUAAUUUUACUGGAACUACAAGACUUUGAAUCCUUUGACUCCAUCGCUAAAACCUUCAACAAUCAGCAACGCAUGAAGCGGUUCGAAGUGUUUCAUUCUACGUUCAUAUUCACACCUCGAUUUACUUUGCCAGCAGUGUAG